AUGAAGGAUAACUCGGAGGUCCGGGUGACGACACGAAGGCUCAGUAGAACGUUGAGUGUCCGGUCGACAAACUACCAGCCCGUGAACUGGAGACGGUUGUUCUUUGCCCCAAAGUAUCUGGUCUGGUGGAUCAUCGGCAUCAUUGUCUUCGUCAUAAGCAUCUUCCUUACUGUUUACCAUCAUAAAGUCGUCCAUUACCUUCGUCCAUGGUCAGAAAAGGUUCGUGACUUGCCGGCGGGGUGGGUAAUACCCAUUGUCAUUCUCAUCAUUAUAUCCUUUCCGCCACUAUUCGGUCAUGAAUUAGUAGCGCUGCUAUGUGGCCUAGUGUAUGGGCUGUGGAUCGGAUUUGGGAUUGUUGCGGCUGGGACAUUUCUCGGGGAACUUGGCACUUGGUUCGCCUUCACAUACCUCUUCCGUCGACGAGCCAUCAAACUUGAGCGAACGAACCUCAACUACGGCGCACUCGCCCGACUAACCCGCGAUGGCGGCUUUUGGAUCAUAUUCAUAAUUCGCCUCUCCGCCAUCCCCUCCCACUUCUCAACCGCCGUGUUUUCCACCUGCGGCGUGCGCUUCUGGUCCUUUGCCCUCGCCACAUUCCUCACUCUCCCGAAACAAAUCUUUCUAGUCUACCUCGGUACACUCCUUGUGGAAACUGACCCAUCAGGAAACCAAAACAAGAAAGAAGACCCAACCACGACGAUAAUCAAGGACGUUGUCUUUGGCGUCGUGUUUGUUGUCACUGUCGUCAUGGCGGGGUACAUUUAUGUGCAUAUGCGACGAGUGAAGAAAGUGUUACUUGCUGAACAGGAAGAGAGGAGAAUCAGAAAGGAGGAGGAGGCUUUGGCAAGGGCAGCAGCUGGAUCAGAGGUGGUUCUUCCUCUUACGGUGAAUGGUGAUGACGUGGAAGUUGACAUUGAGGCUGCAAGAAGUUCGAUGUCAAGCACUAGGACUCCUCAACAGGGUUCGGGCGAUCCUGGGGGACUGUUGGUCCAGCUUGGGGGUGGCGGAUCAGGCCCGAACGCACGGGAUGGGUCGUUAUCGGCCGUCGUGGCUUCCAUACGCCGGGAGUCGGGGUACGACCCCAUUGAGCAGGAGGAAAACAGGCUGGCUGUGGGAGGGAAUGCUGUACCGGCGAGCUUAGCCCCGAGCCGAGCAGAUCCGUUGACAUCGCCGUUUUUGUGGAGGCUGUAUGACAUUCAGGAGGAGGUUGGGAGGGACAGUCGGUAA
Molecule: messenger RNA, 1227 nt
Organism: Thermochaetoides thermophila DSM 1495
Lineage: Eukaryota; Fungi; Ascomycota; Sordariomycetes; Sordariales; Chaetomiaceae
Exons: 4
Coding region: 1-1227 (408 amino acids)
Source: RefSeq, a predicted model, not a curated record